AUGCUCCUCUAUCGCAUGUUAUCGCUCUUCGCUGUGGCUGGGUUCGCGCUCGCCGCGAACCUUGCCGUCACAGGCUCUGUGUGCACCAUCACGCCCGGUACGAAUGUUACUGCCGACGAUACACCUUCAAUCCUAUCGGCGUUCCAGCAGUGCUCGUCGGAUGCGUCGAUCGUCAUUUCCGAAGGGACAUACAAUAUCAACCAGGUCAUGGAGACUACCGGGCUCAAAAACGUCACGAUAGAUCUUCAAGGCACGCUCUUGUGGAGCACGGAUAUAUCGUAUUGGAGGGCCAACGGCCUUCCGCUCAACUACCUGAAUAUGACCAGUGCAUGGGUACUUGGCGGAGAGGACAUUACGUUUGAUGGACAUGGGUACGGGACACUCAACGGAAACGGCCAGGUCUGGUACGACUUCUCGAACGGUGUCGGCAAUCUCGCCGGACGCCCUAUCUCGCUCAUCAUUGCCAACACAACGAACAGCGUCUUCACCGGCAUCCAAUUCGUACAGAGCCAGUUUUGGACAAUGGCGAUCACGCAGUCGGACAGCCUCCUCCUGACCGACAUCUACGUCAACAGCACCUCCAACGACGGCACAUCCACGGAGAAUACCGAUGGCGUGGACACCUUCUUCAGCAACAACAUCACCUUCCGACGGUGGUCGGUCACGAAUGGCGAUGAUUCCAUCAGCACGAAGGCCAACUCGACCAACAUCCUCAUCCAGGACUGUGAGUUCUUUAACGGGAACGGCUUCGCGGCUGGGUCGAUUGGACAGUACAACGACACGUUCGAGUUCAUCGAAAAUGUCACAAUGGAGCGCGUGGUCGCGUACAACACGCUCUGGGCGGGAUACAUCAAGAGCUGGACGGGCACUGUCGAAGGGUACCCGCCUAAUGGCGGCGGCGGCGGAAUCGGGUAUGCAAAGAACAUCACCUUCCGCGACAUAACGGUCCACAAUCUCACAGGCGGCAUCACCGAGAUCACCCAAUGCGUAUCUUAUAACGGUGACACCUCGGGCUGCGACACGUCUACGUUCCAGGUCUCCAACUAUACCAUUGAAGAUAUUCGCGGCACGAUCUACGGCGGCUCGCUCGCGAACUUGUACUGCUCCGUCGCCGCGCCAUGUCCUGGGAUCAGCCUCGAUUUCACAAACGUGGGUACGAAUGGGACGAGAAACCUGACGUGUAGUAAUGUCGUGGGCGCAGACUUUGAGUGUACGGGGCCGGCAGGGUAUUCACCUUACUAA
This is a messenger RNA of Coniophora puteana RWD-64-598 SS2, 1242 nucleotides long. RefSeq lists its product as uncharacterized. The record is from RefSeq and is a predicted model, not a curated record. The transcript has 5 exons. Bases 1 to 1242 code for a protein of 413 amino acids. Gene Ontology annotation, molecular function: polygalacturonase activity. Lineage: Eukaryota; Fungi; Basidiomycota; Agaricomycetes; Boletales; Coniophoraceae. Gene Ontology annotation, biological process: carbohydrate metabolic process.